GUCGACCAGCCAGGUAGAGGAGGCCUUGGUUCAACAGAAAACUGGGGUAGAGGAGGCAGGAGCAACGCGCUUGACGCACACUAUGCGCACGAGUUCCCAUACGGAAAGAUGUACGUGAGUUAUCUUUUGGAGAAGGAACCCAGCAUGUACCCAAAUCCAGUGCGACAUCCCAGCCUCAACUUGAACCAUCAGAACUUUGUCCCCGCACCUCCGCAGUAUUCGGAUUUCAGCGGAUACCACCACGUUGCUGGGAUUAACAAUGACCCUCACCACAGCCAGACGGGGGCCUGGAACCCCGCUUACCCGCCGAGCCGGGAAGAGUGGUCACCCUAUGGGCCGGGGACAGGACCGUCCACAUCUAAUCCGGGGCCAAUAGGGUAUAGCCCCCCAGAGUUCUCUCCAGUCCCACAAUCCGGUCUUCUCCCGUCUAUCAACUCAUCUGUUGGGCAGCUGUCUCCCAAUUCUCAGCGCAGAAACCCUUAUGAUUGGAUGAGGCGGAGCGUACCACCGGCAAAUUCAGGUGGUAAGACAAGAACGAAAGACAAGUACCGGGUGGUGUACACAGAUCACCAGCGGUUGGAGCUGGAGAAAGAGUUCCACUAUAGCCGCUACAUCACCAUUAGGAGGAAAGCAGAGCUGGCCACGUCUCUCAGCCUCUCAGAACGACAGGUAAAAAUCUGGUUUCAGAAUCGGCGUGCCAAAGAGAGGAAAGUGAACAAGAAGAAGAUGCAGCAGCCUCAGCCUGCGUCCACAACAACACCUACUCCCCCAGGCUCUGGCAUGCCUGGCAACGUUGCCAUGGUGACCAGCAGCAGUGGCGGCUUAGUGUCUCCGUCUAUACCAAUGACUAUCAAAGAAGAAUACUGAGGACGAUGGUCUGACGUGACGGGGGGAAAAAAUGACUUUUGUCCAAAUCUAACCUGCAAUAGCGACCCCCCCCCGUCAACAGCUUGAGCAACACGGGGUCAAAUGCAGGGGUCAACAGCUCCAAAGACAGACAAAAAAUAAAGACUUGCCGCUGUUUCCUUCGCUUUUGUAAAAAAAUAAUAAUAAUAAUAACAAACGUCUAAAGGACAAGAUGGACCAACACAAACGUCGGCCAUGCGCCGUAAAUCAGCUGCUGGGUGUCGAAAAACUGUGGCGAAUUCAAUUCGUAGAAUCAUUGGGAAAUAAACAGAAAAUGACGGCCCAUGUUCUGUGGUUGAAGGCGAUAGGACGGCCACCCGCUCUGCACACGUUCGUGUUGGUCUGUCUUGUCAGAAAGAGACAAAGAACAGAUAUAAACAUAUAUAGAUAUUAAACUGUUGUAUUUUACUGUUAUAAUGGCUACUACUGUUUCUAUUGUUGAUACCUCUUCUGCUCUGCCCAUCACAUACUGGAAAUACUUGUAAAUGGUUCUGAUUCCAAGCCAGAAUAAUAAUAAGUGUAUAUUUUUUAAGUAAUUUGUAUUAAAAGCUUUAUUGUAAA
Molecule: messenger RNA, 1467 nt
Organism: Salvelinus fontinalis (brook trout)
Lineage: Eukaryota; Metazoa; Chordata; Actinopteri; Salmoniformes; Salmonidae
Product: homeobox protein CDX-1-like
Exons: 3
Coding region: 109-867 (252 amino acids)
Biological process (GO): cell differentiation; anterior/posterior axis specification; animal organ morphogenesis
Cellular component (GO): nucleus
Molecular function (GO): RNA polymerase II transcription regulatory region sequence-specific DNA binding; DNA-binding transcription factor activity, RNA polymerase II-specific
Source: RefSeq, a predicted model, not a curated record